AUGUACGAUCGCCCGGAUGAUUUCAAUCCGGACAAACACAACGGCGAAAUCAAUCUUACAGCAUCGGAGUUAAAAAAAUUAAAAAAGAAGCAGAAAAAAGAAAAAGCAAAAGAAGCCUUGGAAGCAGCAGCAAAGCAAAAGCAGCAUAAUGUUAAAAAAGUAUGUUUAUACUGGCUGCUUCAGAUUUUCAUUCAUUUUUUGCAAGGCAACAAAUCGUAA
Messenger RNA from Gongylonema pulchrum, 219 nucleotides. NCBI's taxonomy places the organism in Eukaryota, Metazoa, Nematoda, Chromadorea, Rhabditida, Gongylonematidae. The record is from the annotation of a GenBank genome assembly.